This is a messenger RNA of Fusarium pseudograminearum CS3096, 924 nucleotides long. RefSeq lists its product as uncharacterized. Gene Ontology annotation, cellular component: mitochondrion. Lineage: Eukaryota; Fungi; Ascomycota; Sordariomycetes; Hypocreales; Nectriaceae. Bases 1 to 924 code for a protein of 307 amino acids. The transcript is spliced from 2 exons. The record is from RefSeq and is a predicted model, not a curated record.
AUGUCUUCCUCAAUAAUAGCGCUGCGCCCGGCCAUCUUGCGCCAGAGCGUUCUCGGAGCGACGAGGGUACAAUGCCGAUACAUGUCGAUGCUCUCCCGGGAGAGGAUGUUGCGAGAGAUGCGAAGGGCGGCUACAAAGGACUCCAAGAAGACCGACGUUGAGUCAAUGUCUGCGAUUCAGAAGAAGGCCAACGACGAGUACUUCAAGUCUGGCGGCGGCCCAUUGUUUCCUGGCACUUUCGUCCCUCUCCCCCUCUCACGAUACCCCUCCGGCAUCUCCAGCGCUCUAAACUACACAUGGUACCGAUUCCGCCAGUGGGGAAUCGAAUUCCUCUCUCUCCUUCAGUUCAAGCUCAAGUCUAUGCCUGGCUGGACGACACAGCCCAAGUGGAAGAUUGGCCGUGGCAAGAUUGCGCCCACCGCGAAGAACAUGUACAUGGAGAUGCUUGGGGCGUUUGCUGCCGGCGACAAGACUACCAUCAACAACCUAUGCCUCGGCCAAUUUGGAAAGAAACUCACUGCUGCCAUUGACCGUCGCAACGCUGGCGAGCGUGUCACAUUUGAGCUCCUCAGUCUCAACAAGUCGUUGCUCUAUCCUCGCGUGGUAGCACACCAGGUUCACAACAUCAACCCUCACGACAAGGACAACUGCACAGAACAAGCCGUUAUCGCAAUCGCCUCAACACAACGUGUCGCAAAGUACAAGAAGCCUUCCGAUCAGCUCAUCCCUGGUAGCACAAAGGUGCAAGACAAGCUAGAGUACGUGGUGCUCUCAAGGCAAGUCAACGAGAAGACGUUCCAGUCCACGCCAUGGCGAAUCUGGGGCACUGUCCCUGCCACAACGCUUGAGUCAUACCAAGAAGAGCAAGACUGGAUCAUGAAAGAGCAGGCCCAGCGCGCUGGAUGGAAAGGUCCUCUGAAAUAA